Messenger RNA from Lolium perenne, 1548 nucleotides. NCBI's taxonomy places the organism in Eukaryota, Viridiplantae, Streptophyta, Magnoliopsida, Poales, Poaceae. The record is from RefSeq and is a predicted model, not a curated record.
AUGCCCUGUGUGUCGAGGUCGCAGGAGGGCGCGAAGGGGAUCACCAACUUCAAGACGACGCCCUCAAGAGGGGACACGACGAAGAAAUCGACGCCGUCAUCCGAUCCCGCGGGAUCUAGGCUUUCACCCGAAGAUGUGAACCCGAGGCAGCGAAGGCCGAAGAGCUCCACGACCGCCCCCAAGAAGUACGGCGACAUCCGCAGACGUCGCGCGGUCAGGCUUUCGCCUGGAGCAAAUGAGCCACCACUCCCUCACGCGGCCGGACAGCGAGACGAAGACCGAAGACACUGCCAGCCCGCACUCCGCAGACACACCUCAUGUGCAGAAGCGGCGCCACCGCCGCACACAAGCCACCACCGCCACCACAACCAGACUAAGGAGCUCCACGAGCUCCGCUGCCACCACCCGCACCGCGCGGGGCCGAAAGCCGAGUCGCACCACUGCUGCCAACCAAGCUCGCCGAGAAGAGCUCUGCGGGCGCCGCCAACCGCCACAGAGAGGGAGCUUCGACGGAUGCCAACACAGGGGUUCGAGGCCGAGCCGUCGGCCGCAGUAGCGCGAGCUCCCCGGUUCAGCCGCCAUGCCGCCCCCGCAGCCACAACAGCCGCCAAGCCACCCAGCGCGCACAGGGCCGCCGCCCCGCCAUCCAGCACCGCACCCGCCCCCGCAGCCUCGCCGGUGAAGGCCGGGAGGGAGGACACCGCCUCUGCCCCGAGACAGCGCGACAAGGGGCAAGCUCGCGUAGGCCUGCAGGAGCCCAUCUGGGCCCGUGCGCGCGCCGCCAAGCCCCGCAACGCCCCGCUCCGCAGCACCACCACCGCGCCCCGACCACGACCAGGCCGCGCGCCACCACGGCCGCCCGCAGCCCCGCCAGCGCCCAGCCACCGGCCCACACCGCGCCCGCCGCACCUCGUCACGCCCGGGGGGCCGCUCCGACCCGUUACAAGGGAGCUGGUCCGGCUCGACCAGCUCCCAACCCUAUCCGCGCCCGCCACCCUCCCGCCCCGCGCCGCCACCCUCCUCGCCCCGCGCCCGCACCUCUCCCCGUCGCCGGCCGCCCCGCACGGUUGCCGUCGGCCGCCCGCGCCCGCACCUCCCCGUCGCCGGCCGCCCCGCACCCUCCCCGUCGCCGGCCGCCCCGCAGCCUGGCCGUCGGCCGCCCGCGCUGCCCCUCCCUUCCCCGGCCGCCCUCCUCCCUCGCCCCGCCCUUCCCCGGCCGCCCUCCUCCCCUCGCCCUCUCCCUUCCCCGGCCGUCCCGCCUCGGCCCCCGCCCCGCAGCACACCGCGCCGCGCCACCCCUCCUCCCUCCCGCAGACACGCCGCAGCGCCCCCCUCCUCCCGCAGCACACCGCCCGCCCCCUCCUUCCGCAGCCGUGCCGCCCGAGCCUCUCCUCCCCUCACUGGCCGGCUCCAUGGAGAGCUCAAAGGCACCGGCGUGAGCACCCCGACGUGACGACCCGGGAUCUUGACGCGAUUCGCUCCGGCCACCGACAUCGCCACCUCCACGUUCGACAUCGCCACGCGAUUCUCUCCGUCCGCCGAGGGUGA